GGCACUGCAUUCUGGGUAAGCCGUGUCUUGAAAAUUUGAAGAGCGCAUGCGUGGGGUCGCUCCUUCCUUUUGCCUCGUUGCAUCCGAGAGAGCAAGAUGGGUCACCAGCAGCUCUACUGGAGCCAUCCGAGGAAAUUUGGCCAGGGUUCUCGUUCUUGCCGCGUCUGCUCAAACCGGCACGGUCUGAUCCGGAAAUACGGCCUCAAUAUGUGCCGCCAGUGUUUCCGUCAGUAUGCGAAGGAUAUAGGCUUCAUUAAGUUGGAUUAAGUGAACUUCCUUGAAUGGGUCAUCCAAGAUACUCUACCUGCAGAUAACCAAGAUACCUACCUUAAUGCCAGCUCAUUGUACAUAAAAUAAAAAUCCUCAAAUUAUGAGUGCUUUAAA
Messenger RNA from Mustela lutreola (European mink), 384 nucleotides. RefSeq names its product ribosomal protein S29 (gene RPS29). The record is from RefSeq and is a predicted model, not a curated record. The coding region runs from base 97 to 267 and encodes 56 amino acids. Gene Ontology annotation, molecular function: zinc ion binding; structural constituent of ribosome. The transcript has 3 exons. NCBI's taxonomy places the organism in Eukaryota, Metazoa, Chordata, Mammalia, Carnivora, Mustelidae. Gene Ontology annotation, biological process: translation. Gene Ontology annotation, cellular component: cytosolic small ribosomal subunit; ribosome.